This is a messenger RNA of Cryptomeria japonica (Japanese cedar), 507 nucleotides long. Its product is annotated as E3 ubiquitin-protein ligase RDUF1-like. Bases 1 to 507 code for a protein of 168 amino acids. The transcript has 2 exons. The record is from RefSeq and is a predicted model, not a curated record. Lineage: Eukaryota; Viridiplantae; Streptophyta; Pinopsida; Cupressales; Cupressaceae.
AUGGUUGGAGCAGUAGGGUCGUUGGAGGGAGGAACCAAGGUCACCGGUGGAUGGCCCGAAGGACCUACCAGGGAGUUGCAGGGGCUGCUGGGGCCAACAAAUCGUACCGAAAAAGAUAGUGAGGCAGGGACUGGAAAUAAACAGAAUUUUGAUGGCACAAAUUUCAUUAUCCAAUCUGUUAGAGACGAUCAUGUUGAGAUCUCGGAAGUUGAGUUGGCAGCUGAUAGAGAAGAUAUGGAGAGGCUAACUCAAAUUAUAAUUGCAGCCAAUCAUGUCAAUGCAGAAUCUGAGUGUUCGAUUUGCACCGAGCCUUUUCAAGUGGGGGAUGAUGCUCGACAGAUGCCUUGUCAUGAAUCUCACAUAGUCCAUGCUCGCUGCCUUGUUCAAUGGCUGGAAAGGCGUAAUAAUUGUCCCAUCUGUAGAACUCGCUUAGUACGUCCGAUAAAUGGAAUUUCAGAUUCUCAGAGCGAGGAAUUUAUCACAUCCAGAACUUAUAAUAAUGCAUAG